This is a messenger RNA of Pieris rapae (cabbage white), 1340 nucleotides long. RefSeq names its product shematrin-like protein 2. Bases 48 to 851 code for a protein of 267 amino acids. Lineage: Eukaryota; Metazoa; Arthropoda; Insecta; Lepidoptera; Pieridae. The record is from RefSeq and is a predicted model, not a curated record. The transcript has 5 exons.
UCCUUCAGUGGGUAUCAGUGCAACAUUUAGUGUACAGUGUUACAGUCAUGAAGUUUUAUAUUGCAAUCCUCGCCCUCACCGCUUCGGUUCUAGCUGAGCCAGAAUCAAGCAAAGUGGUUCAAAAGAGAAGUGGCCUUGUCGGACAUUAUGGCGGACUUGGACAUGGCUAUGGUGGAUACUCAUCGGGCAUUGGAAUAGGCAGUGGAUACGGUUUGGGAAGUUAUGCAAGCGGCAUCGGAGGAUAUGGCAGCGGCAUUGGCGGAUAUGGCAGCGGCAUCGGCGGGUAUGGAAGCGGUAUCGGCGGAUAUGGUAGCGGGAUUGGAAUUGGCGGGGCCAUAGUAGGCGCUGACGUACACACCACUGUUACCAAACAUGUUGGUGUACCAGUACCUGCUCCUUAUCCAGUGGCUGUUGAUAGGCCUGUUGCUGUGCCUGUUAAGGUUGCAGUACCUGUACCAGUGGACCGUCCAUACCCCGUUGCCGUUCCCAGGCCUUACCCAGUAACUGUGGAGAAGCACGUUCCAGUUCCAGUAGACAGGCCAGUACCAGUGCCAGUUCCUCAUGCUGUGCCCUACCCAGUUGUGAAACAGGUUGGUGUUCCAGUUCCAGCUCCUUACCCCGUACCAGUAGCUAAGCCAGUGGCAGUUCCUGUGCCCCAUCCAGUUGCCGUUCCAGUCUCUUCUGGCAUCAUCUCCUCAGGAAUCGGCUUAGGAUACUCUGGCGGCUACGGCGGUGGUUACGGAGGUUCAUACGGAGGCGGAUAUGGCAGUUCUUAUGGAGGCGGAUAUGGCAGCUCUUACGGAAGCGGGUACGGAGGUAGCUAUGGACUCCAUGGCCACAAGAUCUGGUAAAUGGUUCGACUUGGUUAUUGGAAGAAAAUCGAAAAUUUCAAAGCAUAUAAUAAAACUUCUAUUAACGCUAAAAACUGCAUAGAAAGACAUGAAUUUCAGAUUCAGCAACAUUUUUAAUUGAUCGAGACUAAUCCAAUAACCAGAAAGGCGGCGUUGGAGGCUAUAGUCACUUUGUGAUCUAGGUUAUAUGGGAUAGGGCGUGCAAUGUUGUAUACAAAAUAAAUAUAUAUUAAUAUUUUAAAAGUUCUACGAUAGUUUGAAAAAACAUGUUCGGAACUUUAGCUUUCCUGCCAAUAUCUGUUUUAUCUGUUUGUAUUCUGCGUAAAUGUUUUUGUUCGUUUGAUAUAUAUCCUGCGAUCUCUAUAUGGGGGCAAUUUAUGUACCUGGUAUUGUAUAUAGUAUUUUUAAUUAGAUUAAGUUCAUUUACGAGUUUAUAUCGACCGCAGUCGACUAAAUACUAUUACGAUUUUUAAUAAACUUUUCAAAUUA